Messenger RNA from Myxocyprinus asiaticus (Chinese sucker), 697 nucleotides. RefSeq names its product dolichyl-diphosphooligosaccharide--protein glycosyltransferase subunit dad1-like. The transcript is spliced from 3 exons. Bases 105 to 446 code for a protein of 113 amino acids. Gene Ontology annotation, cellular component: membrane; oligosaccharyltransferase complex. The record is from RefSeq and is a predicted model, not a curated record. Lineage: Eukaryota; Metazoa; Chordata; Actinopteri; Cypriniformes; Catostomidae. Gene Ontology annotation, biological process: protein N-linked glycosylation.
AGGGAAGGUUUUGUGGACGCACAGAAGUCGCUCUUUGCGUACACGUCAUUCAUUUCCUUGCUGCUUGACUUUGUGCGUUUCUCUGCACAUUUAGAACAGAAAUCAUGUCUACUUCAGUAUUUUCUGUCAUAUCGCGCUUUGUGGGAGAGUACAGGAGCAGCACGCCGACUAAACUGAAGGUGGUCGACUCUUAUCUGCUGUAUAUUUUGCUGACAGGAGUGUUCCAGUUCCUGUACUGUCUGCUGGUGGGAACGUUUCCCUUCAACAGCUUCUUAUCUGGAUUUAUUUCAUGUGUGGGAUCCUUCAUACUGGCAGUCUGUCUUCGCAUUCAGAUCAACCCUCAGAAUAAAGGCGAUUUCCUGACCAUCUCCCCUGAGAGAGCAUUCUCUGACUUCCUGUUCGCUCACACUGUUCUACAUAUAGUGGUCGUCAAUUUUGUUGGCUGAACGAGACCAUCUACUUGCUGCCAUUUACAAUAUGAAGACCAAAUUUUGAAGCCUGCAGCUCAAGUACAGAACAACUACAAGCAUCACUGUCUGUGCAUCUCAAUGUGGAUCUCUCAAUAUGUUAAUAUACUGUAUGUUGUGACAGAAUUCUCAAUUAUUAUAAAUUCUUGUUCAUGCUCCUUCAUUUUUCUAUUUUUGUAAAACUGUUUAUGAAAGUUGCUGAAACAGAAUAAAAGCCUUAAAAAUAAUAA